Molecule: messenger RNA, 1110 nt
Organism: Agrilus planipennis (emerald ash borer)
Lineage: Eukaryota; Metazoa; Arthropoda; Insecta; Coleoptera; Buprestidae
Gene: Ppt1
Product: palmitoyl-protein thioesterase 1
Exons: 5
Coding region: 101-1006 (301 amino acids)
Biological process (GO): protein depalmitoylation; receptor-mediated endocytosis
Cellular component (GO): lysosome
Molecular function (GO): palmitoyl-(protein) hydrolase activity
Source: RefSeq, a predicted model, not a curated record
CCAACUGCUGCUUUAUAUCGUAUUUUGAAGUAUUAUCUCAUAAAUGUUACUAUAAAAUAAUACAGAUUGUGUAUGUGCCAGUUGCUGCCACAAACCCAAAAUGCGUGAAAGGAUUUGUACCGUUUCCAAAGUGCUUAUAGUUUUGUGCACUUUUAACUGUUGUUUAAGUGAUGAAUAUACGCCGAUUGUGUUAUGGCAUGGGAUGGGAGAUGCCUGCUGUUUUCCUUACAGCUUGGGCAAAGUACAAGUAAGAUUAAAUGAGUCCUUGCCGGGUGUCCACGUUGUUUCACUUCGGAUCGGAAGUUCAGUUAUAGAUGACCUUGAAAACAGCUACUUCAUGCAUCCCAACAAACAAAUUGAAGAAGCAUGUUCAAUAAUCCAAUCCGAUCCGAAACUCGCGAAAGGCUAUAACGCUAUCGGGUUUUCGCAAGGCAGUCAAUUCUUACGAGGUUUAAUCCAACGGUGUCCCUAUCCCAAAGCUAAAACCUACAUAUCUCUUGGUGGCCAGCACCAAGGAGUCUAUGGCCUACCAAGAUGUAUAUCGCUUUCCAUUAAAACUUGUGAUUACAUCAGGAGGCUUCUGAAUUACGCUGCUUAUAACAGCUGGCUACAGGAUUUCCUGGUGCAAGCAACAUACUGGCAUGAUCCUUUGAAUGAAGAAGAGUACCGAGAAAAAAAUUCAUUCCUUUCAGAUAUUAAUAACGAGAAAAGUCUAAAUCAGACAUACAUUGAAAGAUUAAGGAAUUUGGAAAAUUUUGUGAUGGUUAAAUUUUUAAAAGACACUAUGGUACAACCAAUCGAAUCGGAAUGGUUCGGAUUUUAUAAGCCUGGACAAUCAAAGGAUAUACAAAGUCUUUUUAACUCCACGUUAUACACAGAAGACCGGCUUGGACUUAAAUAUCUGUAUGAGAAUCAACGAAUGCAUUUUAUUUCCAUUAAUUCGGACCAUCUGCGAUUUAACUGGACCUGGUUUGAAAGUAACAUAAUUAAUCCAUUUCUUAAAUAAAUACCACGCUUUUUAAAUGUUAGCUUUAUAUAAAAUUACGGUCAUUUAAUUUUUAUCAAAUUGUAACAAUACCAAAGGUGAUAAUUUUUAUUAAAUACUAACAA